AGAUACAGAAUAUUUAGAAAAGUAUUUUUCUUUUAUAUCCUCUAGACAAUCAUCCUAACACAUCCAACAUUCUAUUAAGGGAAAGGGUGAUAAUUUCAAUAUGCUAAAUGAUAUCAGUAUGCCUAUAUUUACUGUAUUCCCCUUCCCUUCUAUACCCUUUAUUAUAGAGUUUUUAGAAAAUAACUGCAUGUAACAUUUAUUAAGAACUUAUAUACCUUAUAGAGCUAACACUAUGGCUUUUUAAAAAUUCAUAUUUAACUCCCAAACUUACUGCUACAUAGUAUUACCAUAAUUUGUAUUUUACAGAUGAGAAAACUGAGGCACAGAGAUAGAAAAUGGAGAAGGCAGAAUUUGAACCUCGGUCCUUGGAUCCCAGAAACCCCAAACAGCUUAUUUAACUGUACAGCUAUACUGACUAUUGAUUAUUUCUGCAUCUUACCUUAAUUUAAAUUUUUGGGAAUAUAUAACCUGCAUAUUAAUAAAAAACUAGACAUUACUAUGUAAAAUGAAACAACAUGCCUCUAAGUGCUUUACAGUUCAUUAAGAUUUACUCAGAAUUACACUGCUACACUAGCCCUGUGUCUCUCCUAUCACUGGGCGGUAUAAGGGAAAACAAAUUCCAAACUAAUAGUUAACUGAGAAAAUUCCUAAUUUUCAUUAAAAACGGACAAAGUUAAAAAAAGGGGGGGGUGUAGAAAGAGGAGUACGGUUGUUUUCAGGACAUUUUGGUCACUUAGAAGUUUGAAUAAUAUCCGGAACAAGCUCAUUACUUUUCUCAUUUACCACCUCGUCUGUAGCGAAAACUAAGACUGACAAUGAGUUUUCAGAGUUGGACUGGGCAAGGCGCAGGGGAGCGGAGGGGUUGAAAACUAGGCAAGGUUUUGCUUUCGUGGCUGGAACUUAACAUUUUCAAAAUAACUGAGAAGUUUAAUCAGUACCAAAUCAAGACUGUCGAAACUUCAUCUCGCUUUGGUCCCUAGAAUCACGGACAGUGACCUUGGACAAGUCACUUAAUUCUUAAAGGCCUCAGUUUUCUCACUGGUAAAACAGGGCGCUAGGGGAUCCCUCCCAGUUCAGACAUUCUUUAGGAAAAUAAAAUAAGGCGGAGACAGCUGGAGAGGCGGGAGGGGAGGAGCCAGAAAACAAAGCGAAGACUGGCUCCAGGCCAACACCAGCAGCACGCCCUGUCGGAGAGCCCUACAGGCCCGCGAGCGCGGGUUGGGGAAGCUAACGAAAGACAGCACAUCGAAAGGAGCCUGGGCUGGGCCCGGGUCCCGGCCCUGAGGACCACGGGCAUAGCUCACCACCAUCACCGCGGGCGAGGGCCGUCCCUUCCCAGCGACGAAAUGACCCUUGCGCUGGCGACCGUUACCUACCACACUCUUCGGCUGCCCGGACUUAGACCCUCAGUAGCUCGGGCACCUAAGCACACAGAAAGCUAGAACACGCAUUUCCGGGGCGGGAUCUGGCCACCCUGCCUAUAAUGUGAGAAUUCAACUAGCGCGGGCCGCCUUCUAGGCGCUCAGCCCUCUGGGUAAGGAAGUCCAGAGUCAGCUAGCGCGGGGUCUAUCAGUUACCAGAAAACUACAUAUCCUACCAUGCACCAGGAUCAGUUUUCUUACGGACACUACAUUUCCCUGAAGGCAUUUGGCACCGUAGGGCCUUCUGGGAUGGGAACCACGCCGCUUCCCAGCCCCAGUUGCCGGAGCGAAGCGCGGACCUUUCAACAAGAGCUUUAUUGAUUCUCCCGCUGGGCUCUUGCGAGGCGAUGGAGGCGGCCAAUUGCUCCCUGCAGGUGAAGAGACCGCUGCUGGACCCCCGCUUCGAGGGUUACAAGCUGUCUCUCGAGCCGCUGCCCUGUUACCAGCUGGAGCUUGAUGCAGCUGUAGCAGAAGUAAAACUUCGAGAUGAUCAAUAUACAUUGGAGCACAUGCAUGCAUUUGGGAUGUAUAAUUAUCUACACUGUGAUGCCUGGUAUCAAGACAGUGUCUACUACAUUGAUAGCCUUGGAAGAAUUAUGAAUUUAACAGUAAUGCUGGACACUGCCUUAGGAAAACCACGGGAGGUGUUUCGGCUUCCUACAGAUCUGGCAGCAUAUGACAAUCGCCUUUGUGCAUCGAUCCAUUUCACAUCCCCUACCUGGGUUACCUUGUCAGAUGGAACUGGAAGAUUAUAUAUCAUUGGAACAGGUGACCGUGGAAAUAGUGCUUCUGAAAAAUGGGAGAUUAUGUUUAAUGAAGAGCUUGGGAAUCCUUUUAUUAUAAUUCACAGUAUCUCGUUGCUAACAGCUGAAGAACAUUCAGUAGCUAUCCUUCUUCUUCGAAUAGAGAAGGAGGAACUGGAGAUGAAAGGAAGUGGUUUCUUUGUUUCUUUGGAGUGGAUCACUGUCAGUAAGAAUGAAGAUAAUAAAAAGUAUGAAAUUGCUAAGCAUCAUGUUCUCCGUGGAAAGUCAGUGCCCCAUUAUGCUGCUAUCGAGCCCAAUGGAAAUGGCCUGAUGAUUGUUUCCUAUAAGUCCUUCAAAUUUAUUCAGGUUGAUCAAGAUCUUGAAGAAAGUAUGGAUGAAAGCAUAUCAGAAAAAACCAAAGAACCUCUAUAUUACUGGCAACAAACUGAAGACGACUUGAUGGUAACAGUACGACUUCCAGAAAAUACUACUAAGGAAGACAUUCAAAUUCAGUUUUUACCUGAUAGCAUCAACAUUAUGCUAAAGGAUAUUCAGAUUUUGGAAGGAAAGCUAUAUUCGUCUAUUGAUCAUGAAAGCAGUACCUGGAUAAUUAAAGAGAAUGAAAGCUUGGAGAUUUCAUUGAUUAAGAAGAAUGAAGGACUGACUUGGCCAGAGCUGGUGAUUGGUGAUAAACAAGGAGAACUUAUAAGAGACCCAGCCCAAUGUGCUAUGAUAGCCGAACGUUUGAUACACUUGACCUCUGAAGAAUUGAAUCCAAAUCCAGACAAAGAAAAACCUCCUUGUAAUGCUCAAGAACUAGAAGAAUGUGAUAUUUUCUUUGAAGAGAGCUCCAGCUUAUGCAGAUUUGAUGGCAAUACAUUAAAAACUACUCAUGUGGUGAAUCUUGGCAGCAACCAGUACCUUUUCUCUGUUGUUGUGGAUCCUAAGGAAAUGCCCUGCUUUUGUCUGCGUCAUGAUGUUGAUGCCCUGCUCUGGCAGCCCCACUGCAGCCAGCAGGAGGACAUGUGGGAGCACAUGGCGACCUUCAAUGCUCUAGGUUAUGUCCAAGCAUCAAAGAGAGACAAAAAAUUCUUUGCCUGUGCUCCAGAUCACUCCUAUGCAGCCCUUUGUGAGUGCCUCCGCCGAGUGUUCAUCUAUCGUCAGCCUACUCCCAUGUCCACCGUGCUUUAUAACAGAAAGGAAGGCAGGCAUGUAGGGCAGGUUGCUAAGCAGCAGGUAGCAAACCUAGAAACCAAUGAUCCUAUUUUAGGUUUUCAGGCAACAAAUGAGAGAUUGUUUGUUCUCACUACCAAAAACCUCUUUUUAAUAAAAGUAAAUACAGAGAAUUAAUUCUACCAACAUUCAGCUUCUGAGUAUUGGAAAAGUAUCCAGCAGUACCUGGCGGGCUAAGCAGUUUACUGUAACCUGUUAGGUUUUAAUGUGUUAAAUAAAAAUAUCUUUUAUGAAUUUUUAUGUUUAAAGCAUAUUGGAAAUGCAUUCAAGAGAUUAUGAAUCUAUAAAAGCUGUGGGAUGGAUGAAAAUGUAGAUUUAGAGAGCAUAGACUUCUAUAAAAAAAUGAAGAUUUUAUUGACAAAUAUAGUUAUUUUUAAAACCUAAGGAUAGAAUCUCAUAUUUUAUAUGAAACAUGUACAGUUAGUUCAGUGUUUAAAAAUAAAAAUACCAUGUGCUUUGUCCAUUCUAUAUAGAAUGUUUUUAGGGUAGCAGUAAAAUAUUAUUUUAAUAAUAUGCACAUGGACUGAAGUCUACAUAAAGAGAUACUAUGAGCCUACGUCAAGAGUUGCAAAAGUACAGCAGUUCUGAUAGUCUUAAUGUUUGCUCAGAAACUUUAAUUGCUUUUCAUAGUAAGCGUAGAUUGAUUAAUUUGCUUUGCCACAUAGAUGAGAAAGUUUUGUGUUUUUCAUUGGUGCAUUAAAAAAUACCACGAAACUCAGGUGUUUAAAACAAUGUUUAUGCCAGCACUUGGGAGGGUAAGGCUGGAGCAUCACCAGUUCAAGGCCAGCCUGGGCAACAUAGCAAGACCUUGUUUUAAAACAAAUAAAACGAGGUUUGUAGUUCUUCAGGGUUCUGUCAGUUGGCCCUCUGUACGCCACAUGACCUCUCCUCUAGUAGGCUAAACUGGGUUUCUUGCAUGAUAGAGACACAUUCUAAGAGGCAAACUUUAGUGUGCAAGAGUUGACCAAACCUGGACUUCAUCGUAUUUGCUAAUGUUCCACUGGACAAAGCAAGUCUCACAGCCAAGUCUAGAGAGAAAGCAGAAGCCGUAGUUCAUAGGACCACUUAGGUGAUGGCCUACCACACAGAACAAAUUACAAUAAAUUUACCUUAUUAAGUUCUUACUUUUCUUAUAAUUUAAACAAAGUAAUCCUGUUUACACAUUAUUUUUUUCUUCACAAAUUUUUAUUUUUCAGACUUUUGUUCUCCAAACUUCUAGUUUAUAUUUGAUCUGAAUUUGUUUUUGUUUUUUAGAUUAGUUUUAGAUUUUAUAUUUAGGUAAAGUGGUUAAGACUUUAUUUUAAGAGGCAGAAAAUAAACAUAAUAAGUUACAAGAUAAAAAAUAUUUGUAUUAACAUGUUUUGCAUAUCUCACCAAAUAUUUGAAUUUAAUUUUAGCACACAUUUGGUCUGGGGAAAUGGCUAAGUUGGUGAAGUCCUUUCCAUAUAAGUCUGAGGAACUGAGUUUAGAUGUCCAUUACCUGCAUUGCUUUAUAAAAGCACCGCAGUGCACCUGUAAUCCCUACACUGGAGAUAUGGGGAUGAGGAGGAUCCCUAGGGCCAAUCUAGCUAAAUCCACUUAUGUGAGGGACCUUGCCUCAUAAAGGAAGGUGGAAAGUGUUUGAGCAAAACACUUGAUCUCAACCUCUGGCUUCCACAUGCAUGUGCAUACAUACCCAAUCACACGUGUAGCCCAUACACAAAAUUUUUUUUCUUACCAGUAUUUAACUAAUUUCAGUUAGGUCUGGCUAAAUUUAGUUGUUGUUUUGGCUAGGGUUAUGUGGGGUUUUCUCUUUUUUUAUAUUGGUUUGAUGUGUUUUGUUUCAUUUAAAUAUUUUUUUCAUUUGAAUAGUAUAUAUUUUUAAUGAAUUUGUGUGUAUUUUAUACAUCUUAAUCAUUCUUAGACCCCCUUCUCCUGUCUUCACCCUCUCAUAGUCACCCCCACCAGAUUUCAUGUGCUCUGUCAUAUAUGUUAAGGCCUAUCAAGUCAGGGCUCGGGGACCAUUGUGGAAAAAGGGGUGGAAAAACUGUAAGAGCUAGGGGUGGUGGAUGACAAUG
Molecule: messenger RNA, 5454 nt
Organism: Nannospalax galili (Upper Galilee mountains blind mole rat)
Lineage: Eukaryota; Metazoa; Chordata; Mammalia; Rodentia; Spalacidae
Gene: Nudcd1
Product: NudC domain containing 1
Exons: 10
Coding region: 1769-3514 (581 amino acids)
Source: RefSeq, a predicted model, not a curated record